Messenger RNA from Sarcophilus harrisii (Tasmanian devil), 3451 nucleotides. It is a transcript of the gene DCLRE1B, whose product is annotated as DNA cross-link repair 1B. The transcript is spliced from 4 exons. The record is from RefSeq and is a predicted model, not a curated record. NCBI's taxonomy places the organism in Eukaryota, Metazoa, Chordata, Mammalia, Dasyuromorphia, Dasyuridae. Gene Ontology annotation, biological process: interstrand cross-link repair; protection from non-homologous end joining at telomere; double-strand break repair via nonhomologous end joining. The coding region runs from base 341 to 1945 and encodes 534 amino acids. Gene Ontology annotation, molecular function: damaged DNA binding; 5'-3' DNA exonuclease activity.
AGUCCCACCUCCUUCCAUUGUGAAGGCCACGGAAGCUCGGUUGCCCCUGCCAUUCACCGAAGCCCGGCCCCUCCAACGUACGGAGGGUACGUCCCUCCCGCUGCUCCCUGCGCAGCCGAAGCCGCGGGCUUUCCCAGGCUCUCCCAGCCGCCAAAUCGGACAGGGACGGAUCUUAGUGAUCCGAGAUCUACUAGUACGGUCUAGGUGGCCGCCGGGCCACGCCCCUCCGCGCCGCGCGUGGGACGCCCGGAGUUUCCGCUCCCGCUCCCGGCUGCGCUGAGAAGGUGCUCCUCCCCCAAGUCCCAUCGCGCGCGUUGGCUGCGCGCGUGACUCCGCCACGAUGAAUGGAACCGUGAUCCCGCACACGCCCAUCGCCGUGGACUUGUGGAACCUGCGUCGGGCGAGCUCCGCGCGCCUCUUCUUCCUGACCCACCUGCACGCGGAUCACACGGAGGGUCUCUCCAGCACGUGGGCGCGACCCCUCUACUGCUCCCCGCUCACGGCGCGCCUUGUGCGCUGCCGCCUGCAAGUGUCCCCGAAGUGGAUCCGCGCCCUGGAGGUAGGCGAGAGCCACGUGCUGCCCUUAGACGAGAUGGGACACGAGACGGUGACCGUGACCCUGAUGGACGCCAACCACUGCCCGGGCUCAGUCAUGUUCCUUUUCGAAGGCUAUUUCGGAACGAUCCUGUACACUGGGGACUUCCGUUACAGCCCCUCCAUGCUGCAGGAGCCUGCCCUGAGACCCGGGAAGCAGAUCCACACGCUUUACCUGGACAACACCAACUGUGACCCGGCCCUGGUGCUGCCCUCCCGCCAGGAGGCCACCCGGCAGAUUACAGACUUGAUCCGCAGGCAUCCACAGCACGACGUCAAAAUUGGUCUCUACAAUUUGGGCAAAGAGUCCCUCCUGGAACAGCUGGGUCUGGAGUUCCAGACCUGGAUAGUGCUAAGUCCUCGGCGGAUGGAGGUGGUCCAGCUGAUGGAGCUGGCAGAUGUGUUCACUCUCGAGGAAGGGGCUGGCCGCAUCCAUGCUGUGAAUUGUGCUGAGAUUUGCUGGAGUGCCAUGCUGCAGUGGAACCAAAUUCAUCCGACUAUUGCCAUCCUACCCACAAGCCGGAGAAUCUCUUUCUCCCACCCUGGGAUUCAUGUGGUUCCUUAUUCUGAUCACUCCUCCUUCUCUGAGUUGUGUGACUUUGUGUCUGCACUGAAGCCUUGCCGGAUAGUGCCUAUUGUCCAAGGAAGACCUUGUCAGCAUUAUUUUCAGGAAAGCCUGAGUCCCCAGCUACUCCUUGAGCCCCAGGUGCCUCUAUCUGUGCAACAAUACAUGGGGACCUCUUGGAACACCCCAAAAGCAUGGGGCCGUGUUUGCUUACUGGAGAGAGAACCCAAGAGGCCAAAGACCCAGGGUGUUGUCUUUGAGUCACCUGAGAGAGAAUCUGAUCCACCUCAAACUUUGAGAGAUUGCAAGAGACUUAAGGGGGGGAACCUUUUCCCCCAGCAUAGGGAUAAUCAGAAAGAGCCCAAUCUCCCUGCUUCACAUGCCAAGGAACAGCUAGGAGAAUCCAACAGUGAGAAUGAAGGGGAUUGGUCGAUACCAUUCUCAUCAGACAAAGCGUUGCAGAUAGAGAAGGCUUCCUUGACUAAAGACUUGGGACACCUGAGACCUGUUAGUCAAGGAGACAUCCCUAAAGAACUGAGGAAGCAGAGAAAUUUGGGACCUCAGCAUGUUGGUUGUAGAGAAGAUUGUGGGCCCAGUACCAGCACCAGCAAAGCCUUGAAGGUGCAGGCCCCUGGGUCCUGGGACCUGGCACUAAAAUACCUCCUAACACCCCUGAACUUCCUCCAAAUGAAAUAUUCCUCAAGGAAUUUUGACCAGCAAGUGGAAAAAUAUUUUAGGAGUAUGGGUGGGGCUACCCAUUUGGAGCUCUUCUCACAACAUAGAUGAAAAACAAAAAUGAACCUUUUAUGUUUCCCUUGUUCUUUUUGCAUCUCAGAGUGAAGUGUUUGAGAGUUGAUGGAAUGAAGAGGCCCAAUUUGGGGCCCUCUUGACCUACUAUACCUAACCUCAGACUGCUGUAGGCCUUGUAGAGCAGCGGUCUAGCUCACCAGGGUACCCAGAGGAUUGGUCUGAGUUGACAAAUGCCCCCUCUUUCCUGCUUGUCUUCUCUAUUGCUCCCCUCUCAUCAUUCCCCUCAUUCUGCUUUUGUGCCAUGAGCAUCAUCAGCCAUGUCCCCCAGAGGAUCAGGGUGAGGAGCAAGAAGAGAGUAGGGAAUGGGGAGAAGCACGACAUAAAUAGCAGUCCUGACAAUCACUCACAUACUGUGACUUUAGCCAGUUUCCCAUCUUGGGGCCUCUGGGAGGGAGCAGGAAACAAGGGAGAGUCCAAGAACCAACUUGAUGGGAAUUCCACUCUUUCCUCCUCCUCCUCCUGCUCCUGCUCAUGGGAUUCAAUCAGGCUUAUUGCUGACCUAUCUCUUGGAGCUCAGCCAGGUGUAGGACCCCUACCGUAAUUAGCGUUUGCACUCAGCCAACCAUUGGGAUUGGGGGUGCACUGCAGAAAUGAGCCUUCCUUUGGGGGCUACCCAGUUCUGCUGAAGCCCCUGGCCAUUUGGCAGGGAUGAAGUUGCAAGAGACCAAAUGUCCUGCCAGAUGUUCCUCCGGUUUGCAUAGCUGGGAUGUUUGCUGCCCCCCCCCCUCCUCCACUUCCCCCCUAGCCUCUUGGGUUGAGCAAGGAGGCCAAGCACACAGCCUGUUUGUUUUAGUUUCCAAGGAAGAAACCAUGGAGCCAGCUGGCUAGAUGUGAGGGGGGUGCAGUUCUGCCCUGGCCUUCUGCUAACACCUCAACUGAAUGCCAGGCCAGCCAGCUUGCUGGGCAGGAUAGAUCAAAUGUGCAGGACCCGGCUAUUGCUGAGCUUCUGGACACAGAUAAAAACUGUUCUGGGGGGUGGGGGGAGCUCAAGCCCCUGUUCCAUACAAGACAAAAGAAACUCUCUAGAGGAAGAUGUGAUGAAUUUAGAAUUGAGAGACAUACAUAGUAUUGAUAAUAUUUAUUCCACUUCAGUGCAUAGAGCCUUCUGAUACUGCAGGCUCCAGAAGUGGUUCCUGGUCUAAUUGUGAACAUUAGACACAGGAACAUAACAAAUACAAAUGUAUGCAAUGAGAGACAAAUGUAUGCAAUGAGAGCUAAUUGUAUAAACACCAGGGGGAGGAUAGGAUGUUCUUGUAGUUGAAAUAAAUAACUUUAUUGAAGGCACAUUUCUGACUUUUGAGGCACUGAAGUUGCUGUAGUGUGGGAUUCAAGGUGGCUGGGAUGAUAAGGAUGUCCCUUCUAUGUAGGGUUCCUGCAAGCAGGCUUAUCUCCUAUUACUAAGAAGGGCCUCAUGGACUGUAGAGUUGUGGUUGUGGUUUUUUCAAGUAUUUUGAUAAUUUGAAAAUAAACACAUAAAUAAUA